Molecule: messenger RNA, 508 nt
Organism: Aspergillus alliaceus
Lineage: Eukaryota; Fungi; Ascomycota; Eurotiomycetes; Eurotiales; Aspergillaceae
Product: bZIP transcription factor
Exons: 2
Coding region: 113-454 (113 amino acids)
Biological process (GO): regulation of transcription by RNA polymerase II
Cellular component (GO): nucleus
Molecular function (GO): RNA polymerase II transcription regulatory region sequence-specific DNA binding; DNA-binding transcription activator activity, RNA polymerase II-specific
Source: RefSeq, a predicted model, not a curated record
CUAUCCUACACCCGUUGCCGAAUCGUUACCUACUCGUAUUAAUAAUGAUCUUGCUUUGGCCCUGGAACUUAAUGACUCCCGAAACUUCUUCCAAUCCCUUGACGCUAGAUUGAUGUGUCCUGAAGAGUACUAUCCUGAGCCUGCUACGACUCUGCCGCCUCCACCUUCAACAAUGGGGUCGUCUCCCAACUCAUCGACUCCUCCUAGCGACUCUGCUUCUACUCCUUCCGUUUCUUCUCAUGCGAAAACCACUGGCGCCUCUCGGAUUGAGAAGCGUCAGCAGAACACACUUGCUGCUCGCCGGUACCGCCAAAGGCGAGUGGACCAGUUGAAGAAUAUGGAAGAUGAGCUGCGCAAAGUCAAGGAGGAGCGCGAUGCGUUGAAGAUGCGUGUUUCGAAGUUGGAAGGUGAAACGGAAGCCCUGAGAUGCCUUCUUGGCCGGGAAAAGAAGUAGUGUGCUUGUUUUGUAUUCGGAAAGAUUCAUUAAUCAGUGUCAUUGCAAUUGAGA